Messenger RNA from Emiliania huxleyi CCMP1516, 486 nucleotides. RefSeq lists its product as hypothetical. The record is from RefSeq and is a predicted model, not a curated record. The transcript is spliced from 3 exons. Bases 1 to 486 code for a protein of 161 amino acids. Lineage: Eukaryota; Haptophyta; Isochrysidales; Noelaerhabdaceae.
AUGGGCUCGAUGCUGCUUGAUGGAUUGGGUAGGUCCUGGCACUAUGAUGGAUCCGACUUUGUCGCGACGCUGAUGGUGCAGCAGGCGGAUGAGGGAGGCGACUUUGAUUUCGCGCCCUUUAUUCGCACGAGGUGCGGCGGCGGGGGAGGGGACGCGGAGAACUUUGCACGGGUCCGGGAGCUCUUCGAUGGCGCAUACGCUGGCCGCCGCACCACCCGCGCCGAGGCGGGAACCGUCCAGCUCUUCAAUGGGUGUCGCUCGCUCCACCGCGUCCGAACAGCCUUCGGGCCCACCGCGCGCAUCACCGCGGUCCUGUCCUACGACUCCAACCCGCCCUGCGCGCAGCAGCUACCCUCGCUCGAGGCUAAUGUGCGAAACUACGGCGAGCGCGUGCGCGACUCUGCCGUGUGGCUGCGCGCGCAGGAGGAGCGGCGCCGGCUGUGCGCGGGAGUGGAGUCGCCGCCGCCGUUUGAGACGGAGGGGUGA